GUUUCGUCGUUGAAUUUAAACCGUUAUUCCGCCUUACAACUAUACUCGAAAAACCUGUGCAGUUUCCAAAAAUUUUAACGUGAAGAUAAUUAAUAUUCAACGAAUUUUAAACUGGAGCGGUGAUAGAUGCAUCGAUGAAAAUGCAAGUUUAGAACUUACCAUUGAAAAGUUCUAAAUCCAGAACAACAAGAGUUGUUAGAAGAAAUGCUUAGUGAAGUGUGACGAUCAACGGAAAAUUGAAUUGAAAUCAACUUGGGAGGAAAAAUCACAUCCGAAUACCAACCGGUCAACGAAAUUUCCCAUGUCGUUGUAACAAUAGAUUGAAACACAUUCAGUUUCAGCUAAUUUUCUCAAUUUCCGGUAGUGCAGCAGUUAAACAUAUAAUUCCGCGCUUUAUGCAAGUGAAUUACGAAUACUUUCAAAUCAGUGUAAAGUUGUUUGUCCAUUGAGCUAAGAAUUGAAUGGGUGAGUGCUUCUGUGAAAGGAUUAAAGAAGAUCAAUCCGAAACAGUUUCCGAAACAAGUUAAUUCAGUGUUUUUUCGAUUGUUAGUGCUUAGUGUAUCGGCUUACAAGCUGACGGUGAACAUUCAGAUAACAGUGACUGUAAUCACGCACUUGAUAAGUCUUCAAUCAUACGAGACGUGUGCGAAAGGGAGUUAUGGAAAAUCUUGGCUACAAGGAAGGAACAGCGAAACCUAGACGAAUAUCGAGAACAGCCAGUAUACUUGCCAAAAAUGAAGAGACACCACUAUCGCAACAAACGAGAUUUAAAAAUAUAUCGCCGGGACUGAUGGUACGAUGGCGGAACAAUCCGGAAGCAAUGCUCGAUGCCCAGUAUCCAACUGGCGACUUUGAAUAUAUGGAAUGUGGACCAUCACCCCCCGCUGAAAGUGCGCCCAGCAUGUACGACAGUUUUGAAGAGCCCGCGGCAGAACUUAGUGUUCAAAUCUGCGCAGACACCCUAAGGGUGAAUUUAAUCGAUCAAAUGAAGUCGUCACUAGGUCGUAUUCGAUUACUCGAAGACAUUGAACAAGGCAACGUAAUUGAAGAAAAUGUGAAAAAAUAUUUUGAAUCAACGACAAAAGUGGAGAAAAACAUAUCAUUCUUAUGGGCAGCAUUUUUGAAACGAUGGGAUCUUUUGGAGGGACUUUUGGACGCUGGAGCCGAUUUAAACUUUUGCGACCAGAAUGGUAUAUCAGCCUUGCAUUUGGCUGCAUUCAGCGGAUGUUUGGCAUCAACAAGUUUUUUGAUAAAAAAGGGUAUGGAUGUCAAUGCACUACCGAAAUGCUACACACCAUUACACUGUGCAGCGUUCGGGAACUCCUUGGAAACAGCAAAGAUGCUGAUCAACAAUGGAGCAUUAAUAAAUAUUGAUACAAACAAGCCAAAUUGUGAAGAAUCUCUGUUGCAUUGCGCAGUGCGAGCUAAUGCUUUUGAAUGCGUUCAGCUAUUCAUCGCAGAAGGAGCCGAUGUGAAUUCACUAAAACCAAAUGGCACAAACGCCAUACACUUGGCUGCAGAUUUGGGGAAUGCACAAUGUCUGGAAGUUCUUUUGAGUGCACAAAAUGCUGAUCCUAAUAUUCGAAUUUGUAUAAGAGAGAAGGAAUCAACGGCUUUGCAUUUGGCUGCAGACGAAGGUAAUGUUGAAUGCGUCGAUUUACUCCUUGCUAAAGGAGCUGAUGCCAAACUCAAGAAUCAUCGAGGCUUCACAGCUUUGCAUUUGGCUUCGCGAACAUCAAGUCUCGAAUGCGUUGAAUCAUUACUGAGGAAUGGUAAUGCCGAUCCUAACGCUGAAGAUUUUGAUCACAGGACACCAUUACACGCUGCAGUAGGAAAAUCAGAAAAUGCUUUUGAUAUAAUGGAAACCCUCAUUUCAUGGGGAGCAAAUGUAAAUCAUAAGGACAUCUACGGGUUUACAGCUUUGCACCUGGCAGCUCUCGAUGGCUUGGCGCAAUGUGUAGAAAUGCUUAUAUUCCACGGUGCAGAUGUUACGACAAAAUCCAAAAAAGGUACAACUGCUUUGAACGUUAUAACAAGGAAAACUCCUGCUUCUAUGGCCAUGAUUACUCAGAAAUUGGAUGCUGCUAUUACUAUUCAUCACUCACAGGAUAUUGUUAAUAGAGAAGUGGAACUAGAGUUGGAUUUCAGACAAUUAUUGCAACAUUGUCAUCCACGGGAGAUCAGCUAUUUGAACACAUUUGUCGAUGAAGGCCAGAAGGAGAUACUAGAGCAUCCUUUGUGCUCUGCUUUCUUAUAUAUUAAAUGGGGAAAAAUAAGGAAAUACUACAUCGCACGGCUGGUCUUCUGCUUCGUAUUUGUCUUGUUUCUAACCCUCUACACUCUGACCGCUUUGGCACAUAACUGCUAUAACGGCAGCAAAGAUAUGGAGGAAACAAUCCAGGAGCAAGAACUUUGCCAAAAACAAUCUAUCCUUGGUGAUAUGCUCCGGAAUAAUCCUUUUGUAAUGGAGAUGCAAUGGUGGGUGCUUGUCGCGAUUACUAUAUUCGAGAUAUUCCGGAAACUGUACGGAAUAAUUGGCUAUUCGUCCUUUAAGCAUUAUGUGACACAGGUUGAGAACAUCAUAGAAUGGUUUGUGAUUACAAGUGUGUUUGUAAUCUCGUACAUUUACACGAACCGCACUUACACUUGGCAGAAUCAUAUAGGAGCCUUUGCAGUUUUGCUGGGUUGGACAAAUCUAAUGUUAAUGAUUGGACAGUUGCCAGUGUUUGAUGUUUACGUUGCAAUGUACACCAAGGUGCAGGGUGAAUUCGCUAAACUAUUCAUGGCCUAUUCUUGCAUGUUGAUAGGUUUCACGAUUAGUUUUUGCGUGAUAUUCCCGUCUUCAUCAUCGUUUGCCAAUCCAUUCAUGGGAUUCAUCACGGUGUUGGUCAUGAUGAUUGGAGAACAAGAUCUUUCGUUGCUGAUCAACGACCCUGAUGGAAAGGACCCUCCGUUUUUACUGGAAAUAAGUGCACAAAUCACUUUUGUUCUCUUCUUGAUCUUUGUAACAAUUAUUCUAAUGAAUCUUUUGGUGGGUAUUGCUGUACAUGACAUUCAAGGAUUGAAGAAAACCGCAGGACUAUCGAAACUGGUUCGUCAAACCAAACUAAUAUCAUAUAUUGAAUCAGCACUCUUCAACGGAUAUCUUCCAACUUGGCUACGUAAUCUUCUUCAUUACACGGCACUAGUCUCACCGCAAGCCUAUCGCGUGGUCCUGUGCGUAAAACCUCUGAAUCCUAGUGAAAAACGCUUGCCGCGUGACAUUUUGAUGGCCGCCUAUGAAGUUGGAAAACAAAGAAAGCACUUUGGCCACACGAUUUCAGCCAGAAGCUCGGCUGCUACCUAUUUUCAAUACAAGAACAAAUAUAACAACAAUAAUAGUCAAGAAUCCGAUUAUGGAUUUGACACAUCCAGUAUUUGCACACUUCAGACUAAAGUUGAGGACAAUGCGGAACGUAUUGAGAUACUCACCCAUGAAAUACGGGAAUUGAAGCAGGCUUUGAUUCACCAGCAGCAACAAGCCAGCAAAGUAAUUGAUAAACUCUUGGUGGUUAUAUCGAAUCAGCAGAAAUGUGUGACUAAAAAGUAAGAUCCAUUCUGUGGACUAGGUGUAAUUGGUGUUGUUAUACGUGCAUUACAUAAAUUGUAUGUCUGAAUUGUAUUUACCACUUUAGUAUUAUCAUAGCGCACCUUUGGAGAACACAAUUAUAAAACAUUGGAAAAGGUGCGCCAACAAAGCAAAAUAUUGUCACAUCAAAAGAGAUUUUAUCAUUAAUGUUGUAAGUAGAAAGAUGUACUCCUAUCCAUACCAUUUAGCGAUUUAAGCAGUUUAAUGUUUAGUGUUGUAGCCAUAUCAGAUAGAAUUCGUGCAUAAAUGUUAUAAUGACUAUUACAACAUGAUUGUAUGAAUGUAUGUAUUCUUCCUCUAUGUAAUAAAGAUGACAAAAAGGCUGUGUGAUUCGUUGCUGAAUAAAAUUAAAUGUGCU
Hermetia illucens (black soldier fly) is the source of this 3986-nucleotide messenger RNA. It is a transcript of the gene wtrw, whose product is annotated as transient receptor potential channel pyrexia. Lineage: Eukaryota; Metazoa; Arthropoda; Insecta; Diptera; Stratiomyidae. Gene Ontology annotation, molecular function: protein binding; monoatomic ion channel activity. Gene Ontology annotation, biological process: transmembrane transport; monoatomic ion transport. The transcript has 3 exons. The record is from RefSeq and is a predicted model, not a curated record. Bases 659 to 3589 code for a protein of 976 amino acids. Gene Ontology annotation, cellular component: membrane.